Molecule: messenger RNA, 4035 nt
Organism: Ochotona curzoniae (black-lipped pika)
Lineage: Eukaryota; Metazoa; Chordata; Mammalia; Lagomorpha; Ochotonidae
Gene: LYSMD3
Product: LysM domain containing 3
Exons: 3
Coding region: 182-1099 (305 amino acids)
Biological process (GO): Golgi organization
Cellular component (GO): Golgi apparatus
Source: RefSeq, a predicted model, not a curated record
GCGGACGUGGCGGCGGCGCAGGGCCGGGAGGGCGGAGGACGUUCUGGGCGGCUUUUGGUAUUGUCAGACUCAGGCAGCAUGAAGACUGAGGCUCGGCCAUGCGCAUCCCCGGGACAGCGGAGGACCCGGUAGCCGUCCCCUCGCCGCAUCCGCUUCAUGCUGACGGGACAGACCUAACGUGAUGGCAGGGAGACAUCAGAGCUGGAGUUCUCCUGUUGCCGGAGUUCAGUUGAGUGGGCAAGUGCACGCGUUUGGGAACAGCACAGACAGCGACAUGUUGGAGGAGGAUGUUGAGGUGUAUGAGCUUCGAUCCAGAGGGAAAGAUAAAAUGCGAAGAAGUACAUCGAGAGACAGGCUUGAUGACAUUAUAGUGUUAACAAAGGACAUCCAAGAAGGGGAUACUUUAAAUGCAAUAGCCCUUCAGUACUGCUGCACGGUAGCAGAUAUCAAGAGGGUUAACAAUCUCAUCAGUGAUCAAGACUUUUUUGCCCUUAGGUCCAUCAAAAUUCCAGUCAAAAAGUUCAGUUCCUUGACUGAAACACUUCAUCCUCCCCAAGGAAGACAGGCUUCCCGUCCAGCUGGGCAGUAUGCACCGGAACACCAUGAAAGUGGGCCAGCUGAUGAUUCCCUUGCUUCCACUGAGUCAGCUGGUAGCUUUUUAAAAGAAGUAGAUCGAGACAUUGAACAGAUCGUCAGGUGUACAGACACCAAGAGAGAGAACCUCAAUGAGGUAGUGUCUGCCUUGACAACACAACAGAUACGCUUUGACCAUGAUACCAAAAGUCCUCAACGCAAGGAUCCGUACUACGGAGCAGACUGGGGGAUGGGGUGGUGGACAGCUGUGGUCAUCAUGUUGAUAGUAGGUAUAAUAACGCCAAUCUUUUAUUUACUCUAUUAUGAAAUUUUAGCUAAGGUGGAUGUCAGCCACCAUUCAACGGUGGACUCUUCCCAUUUGGACUCAGGAAUCACACCCCCAUCACAGCAAAGAGAAAUACAGAACAGAAUUGCUCCAACUAAAGGACUACGCUUGGGCCAAGAGGCUGAUCAUGAACUGUUUGGUCAGGAUUCUCAGUCACCUGCUGUUGAGCCCCAAACCUAGCAUUAGUUCCUGGCAGUGCAUUAGUGGUGAGGAGAGUCAGUUCCUACUCAAAGACCACUCCCAAGGAGACUGAAGAUGCUGUGUGGUUUUUACCUUUUACAAAAAUUUCUGAGCCAUUUAUUGGUGGAUUGGAUCUAAGGUUGCAGUUUCUACAGUUAGUGCUAAAAUGAAUCAAUGCCUCCAUCUGUUCUAUCAGUGCUUAAAGCAGAAAUGAAUUUCUAUGUGACUGCGAGGCCUUUAACUUGGAAGAUUUAUUAUUUUUUCUUACUCGAGACUAGUUAUGCUUACAUUUUUUUCAAGUAAUUAUUUUGGCUUCAGGUCAUUAGUAUUAAAUUUAUCAAGCAGAAUGAAAGUGUCGGGGUCGACAACUCAAGAAGAAAUAAUACUGUUAGCCACAAAGAUAACUUAGUUGCAGAAAAGUUUGGUUCUUAUUUAUGAUAGCAUGGUUAACACUGAAUUUUGGAACUUCUCCAAACCAUACCCAGCAGCUGUGUUUUCACAGUGAAACAGAAACAGAACCUGGGAACGUAUAUAUAAUUUCUGUAAUAAAGGUGAAGAGAUGGAGUAAAUGUUUUAAGCCCUUUAUAAAAUGUGUCAUUUUUGGGAAAUUGCCAUUUUGUCACUAGAACACUGGAAAAGGCCGGAACCAUAGAGGGAUUUUUGUCACUGUACAGAACGCUUUCUUGAAGGCAGAUACUUUCACCUCUCAUUUGCUGUUUGAAAAAUAAUUCUGUUUGCCUUUGAUGUUUGAAAGUGCUUUUGUGAUUCUUUGAUGAAAAGCGUUAUGCCUGUACAGGUGAGCAUUACUUAGGAAAUUCUUACAUACUGUGAUAAGCUGUUGCUGUGUUACAUAUGGUAACAUGCCUUAAAUACAUCUGAUGCCUUAUAUUACUUUAUGUAAGUUUUAGAAUUAAACAUAAUCUCAGAUGAUGCAGUUGGAUUCAUUAUGUAGGCUCCACUCACGAAUUGACAUCCUCAGCACCAAACACAAGUUAAUCGGGUGACACAAAUCUUUGUCUGCCCCUCGGCUCUGAUGGAGCAGAGGGCUUAUUAUCCAAAACACAAGAGGGAAGAGGCCUUUUGCAUUCGUGAAGGAAGAAAACUCUUGCCUAAGAAAAUGUCCCAACUCUGACUUUUUUUCAUGAGUUUAUCAUGAGGGGAACAGAGUUUAUCAUAUGGGAAACCAGCCCGAGGCCUGGUUUCAAGCGCUUGCUAGUGACAGUUCCAAAGAUUAGUGUGGACGGUCACAGCCUGGCUAAACUAGAAGCAUUUGCAUACAGACCCCAUCAUGUAAUUUUUAAAGGUGUUUUUGAAUUGUAACCAGAAUGAUCCUAUAGAAAUGAAAUUUGGUGGAAUCUGCAUUUCCUGUAUUGUGCAUAAUAAAGUAUAUACUCUAAGAUAUAUAAUGCCACUUCAUUCUCUGGACAGUAUUUCCUCAUUUUAAAUUUCAGUUUUCUGGUCAGUCAUUUUAAAAUCUCACACUGUUAUAUCAAUAAAAAAGUGGAUGAAUUUAAAAAAAUGUUAAGGUUUUAUGUAUUUUCAGAAGAAAAGGAUCAUUAAGAACUCAAGUCAACAAAAGGUUUAAAGCUCUAGCAUAUAUAGAAGUCUUUUAGAAGUUAGUAGAAAUAGCUAAUUAUGAGAAAAACCUGUGCAUGAAUUUUUGUUCUGCACCAAAAAUUAUCUCUUAAUUCCAUUUUCCUAUGAAGUUUUCUGAAGUAUGCUUCUGUUAGUGGAUCUUAAAAAAAAAUCAAAAGUGUUUAAUGGGGAAAUAGUAGCAAAAAUGAUUUGCUUAGUAAUCCUUUAUUUAAAAACUUUUUAAUAUUAAUGUAUGUUGGGCAUCUUGAAAAGAGUAAUAUGAUCUUGCCAGCUUAUACAGUUCUAGCUAGUUUAAAUUUAGUAAGCCUGCUGAAAAAUAGUUUCAGGGACAAAAAUGCAGAUUGUAGGUUAGCGUAAUCUAAACGUCCUUUGAAGAAUUUUGUUUACAUCAGAUUGAGAGAUUACAGUCAGUGUUCCUUUGUUGCUAACUGUACUUUGAAUUUGUGAUCAAAGGGUUUGAUUUCCAAAUAAGUUAUUUUUAAGUAAUGAAAUGUACUGUGUACUUAAUUAAAAUUUUCUGUCUCGCAGGGUAUCCUUUCUGAAGGAAAUAUAUAUGCUAUGACACAAUCAGGCAGUUUCUUUGAGUUGUAUACCUUUAAAUUAAUUUACUUUGAGUUAUAUAAUUCUAUAACUUAUCUGUUGUUUUUAAGAAAAAAUGUAAUAGGUUAAGAAAGUGUUAAAAAGCACUAAUUAACCUGCAUUAAAUUUGUAGCUAGUGCAAGCUACAUCAGCAGUCUGAUACUGCAGUUCUCACUGGGUAGAAACCCUUGUUUGAGUGACUUUGAAGCCCUAUGUGUGUGUGUGUGUGUGUGUGUGUGUAAGCAGCCAGAACAGCAUUCAUGUAUUGCUGCAUUUGGUUCACUUAGAGUUGGAACUGUAGAAGAAAAUCUUGUAUUUUUGUGAUAGAUUCUUAAUUUUUUUGUUAAGAUCGAGUAGACAUGGUUUCAUGUCUUUUAAGGAAUGGAUGCCAUUUAAAUCUAGUCCGUUUUGCCAUCAGUCCCUAGAAAACUACAGGAGUCGUGACUUAAAAUGUCACAGAAUCUGCUGGUCACAUGAAACAUCAGAACGAAGAUUGUAAUGUUGAAUUUGUCUUCUGCAAAGGAUGUUUUGGCUUUUGAGGUUUUCUUUUUGUGGAAUACUCCUGCUUGUUGCAGGGCAGAAAAGUUCAUUCAGUGAGCCAAGAAUGUAUCUGUUUCUAAAAUUAGCUAAUUAGAAAUAUGAAGGAUACAGUUAGGUUCAUAGAACUAUUUGGCAAGGAUGCCUUCCAAGUGUUAGAGGACCAAGGAGUUUCAGAAAUCUAUUUGAGUGGUGCAUUGCUGGGAUGAGAAUCAUUUGUACUU